CAGGGGCGGACUGACCAUUUGGAAACUCGGGCACCGCCCGAGGGCCCGGGGUCAGUAGGGGGCCCCAUGAGAUGCCCCUGGUACCUUUUUCAUAGGCUUUUUUGAGUUUGGGCAAGGACACAGGGGCCCCAUGAUGCCCUAUUGCCCAGGGGCCCCAUGAGUUGUCAGUCUGCCCCUGAACAGAAGUUGAUUGUUAAGGUUUACACUCAGUGCCCAGCAGUGCAGUUUAUCAGUGCCCAUCAGUGCUGCCUAUCAGUGCUC
Staurois parvus is the source of this 261-nucleotide messenger RNA. NCBI's taxonomy places the organism in Eukaryota, Metazoa, Chordata, Amphibia, Anura, Ranidae. The record is from the annotation of a GenBank genome assembly.